Plasmopara halstedii is the source of this 798-nucleotide messenger RNA. Its product is annotated as Phytanoyl-CoA dioxygenase. The transcript has 2 exons. The record is from RefSeq and is a predicted model, not a curated record. Bases 1 to 798 code for a protein of 265 amino acids. NCBI's taxonomy places the organism in Eukaryota, Oomycota, Peronosporomycetes, Peronosporales, Peronosporaceae.
AUGAAAGCUCGAGACCUCGCUCGUCUUGUCCAUGCUGAUGGUUUUGUUACGCUGCCGUAUGCAUCAUACGGAUCCUCGUUGUCUGUAAUUCAGAAACUUCGGACUCAGGUGCUUUACCAGUUCUCAAUAUAUUUGAGUGAAGCUGCCACUCAGAAUUUAGAUUUGACAUUACGCGAACAUGCUGAGCGUCUUCCGGGCUUCUACGUGCGCGAAGGUGGUCGAAUUGAUAUGCAGUUAAGCAGUUUGGCUAUUGAAACCAAUUUUUUGAUGAAAUAUUCGACUCAAUCGUCGUCUUUAGUAGACAUGAUAUUACUUAAGGACAUGGCUAUUUGCUGGCAGCCUGUACUUAAGGAACUUUUUUCACCACAUAACUUUCAUCUUGAGUACAUUGGCUGUGUUGUAUCCCAACCUGGAGAUGAGGCACAAAAUUGGCAUUUGGAUGGAAUUCAUCGCAACAAAACUAUUCAAGAAUCAGUGGAUCGUCUGAAUGUGUUUGUGCCACUUGUAGCACUAAAUGAUGAAAUUGGAGGCACUGAAAUGAAAUUAAGGUCGCAUAUUCACGAAAAUGGAGCUCGUGGUACAGCAUUUGAAGACUAUCAAGAUCUUCCUAGUGUUAUUGCACAUAUCCAAGCAGGAACUCCCAUCAUCAUGGAUUAUCGUGUAUGGCAUCGUGGAUUGGCUAAUACAAGCAAAGACACUCUUCGUCCUUUGCUUUACUUUAAACAUGCCAAAAUAGAGACAAAUUCCGACUUAAAUAUUGCAAAGAAACGAAAACGAAUUACGCCAGUGCAAGUGUAA